This is a messenger RNA of Haliaeetus leucocephalus (bald eagle), 2455 nucleotides long. RefSeq names its product leucine rich repeat containing 49 (gene LRRC49). The transcript has 16 exons. Gene Ontology annotation, molecular function: protein binding. The record is from RefSeq and is a predicted model, not a curated record. The coding region runs from base 1 to 2193 and encodes 730 amino acids. Lineage: Eukaryota; Metazoa; Chordata; Aves; Accipitriformes; Accipitridae.
AUGAUGCCCAGCAAGUGCCGGCCCGGCAGGGGCCCUCGGGCAGCGCCCGGCCCGUUUGAAUUCAGGAUAAAUAAAGAACAGUCAUCUUUCCACAAUAGACUUCUGCAGCAUGAUCUGGAAAAAAACUAUUCAGGAAGGCAAGGAGACCAAAGAGUAUUAAGUCCAUUGGUGCGUAAUAAGCAGAUAUAUCUUCCAGUACCAUCCAGUCUGACAGAACUUUCUGGUUUGGAAUUGAAGCAGAAUACAGGUUCUUUAUCAGGAUUUGGUGAGACUUCUAUUCACACACCAACAAAAUCCAGAUCCCGACAAAGCAGCCACAGUAUUAGUUCACAUGCUUCAGAUAACACAAAUUUUGGGAGCAGUUCAUCAAUAACAUUUCCUGUAUUGCAACGUACUGCUGAAGAAAAAAUACUGAAUUCUGAUAGACUUACCCUGGAAAGGCAGAAACUGACAGUGUGCCCAGUUAUCGAUGGGGAAGAUCAUCUUCGCCUUUUGAAUUUCCAACAUAACUGUAUAACCCGAAUCCAAAAUAUUUCUAAUCUGCAGCAUCUUGUUUUCUUAGAUUUAUAUGAUAAUCAAAUAGAGGAAAUAGGUGGGGUUUCAACUCUGAGAUCACUAAGAGUCCUUUUGUUGGGAAAGAACAGAAUAAAGAAGAUCUCAAAUCUGGAGAACCUAAAAAAUCUUGAUGUUUUAGAUCUUCAUGGAAAUCAGAUUACUAAAAUAGAAAACAUCAGUCAUUUGAGUGAACUGAGAGUGUUAAACCUUGCCAGAAACCUACUAACCAUUGUAGAAAACCUUAAUGGACUGGAUUCGCUCACAGAGCUCAACCUUCGUCAUAAUCAAGUCUCUGCUAUAAAAGAUGUGGAUACUUUGCCCCAUCUCCAACGUCUCUUCCUCAGCUUCAACAAUAUAUCUAGUUUUGAGGAUAUUCUGUGCCUUGCUGAUUCCUCAUCUUUGUCAGAUAUCACCCUUGAUGGCAAUCCGAUAGCUCAGGAGACAUGGUACAAACACACUGUUCUCCAUCAUAUGAUGCAGCUCCGACAGCUAGAUAUGAAGAGAAUCACAGAAGAAGAAAGACGUAUGGCAUCUGUUGCAGCAAGGAAAGAGGAAGAAAGGAAGCGUGAAAGCCAUAAACAGACCUUGCUUAAGGAAAAGAAACGGUUAACGAUUUGUAAUAUUGCUCGUCAGUGGGAGAUACAGCAGAAUCGAAUAGCUCUUGUGGCUUCUUUAAACCAAGAUAAAGAUAACGAGCCCUGUCAGAUCAAUGGCAGUGCUGCAUAUGUAUUUCCUGAAGAAAGCAGGUCUCUUGAUACAAUAUUGAGCAGUGCAGUACAAGGCUUGUCUGUUCUUGAGUCUCAUUUAGUGGAAGUGGAAGGAGACACUCUUUGCUUGUAUGGUGCUGGAGCGCUGGAGUGCCUGGAUCGAAACUGGAGUGUUCAAACAGCUGGAAUUAUUGUCACAGUCUCCUUUAUGUUCAUAGAAUUUGAUGAAAUUGUUCAAGCAUUAACAAAACUGAAGAUAAAAUUUCCUAAUUCUGUGCACCUGAAGUUUAAGGAGACAAAUCUCAUGAUGCUGCAGCAAUUCAAUGCAUUAGCCCAGAUGCAUCGCAUUGAACAGUUGACAGUUGAUCCUCAGGGAAAUCCGGUUGUCAACUUUUCUUUGUGGAAAUACUAUGUUCUGUUUAGACUGAAUCAUUUUAAUCUACAGAAGAUAAAUGGAGUAAAGGUCACUGGAAACGAUAUUGUAAUGGCAGAAAGGCUUUUUGGCAUCCUGGCAUAUGUAGCAUCUUCUGAGCUGCCACAUUAUCGCAUGCUUUCAUUAAUUGGAGAAUCUAGGAGGAAGCAAUUCCAUUAUCUGCUGGAGGGAAAGGGAAAGAAAUCUGGGAUUGGGAGUGAGGAAAGUAGUGAUAACAGAAGUGGAGGGGAAAGCACAACUCGAGCAACAUUGAAUUACAUGACAAAGGACUUUCAUAUGGAAAAGCUUGAGGAAAUCAAGGAGAGAAAAACAUUUUGCCAGACAUAUGUCGAGAACUUGGUGAAAGAAGCAGCUGACAUCAAUAUGAAAAAUGAGUCUUUGCAGAAGCUCUGGCCUCAAAUGUUCAUUGAGCUUGUCAGAGAUGCAGUGAUAGAAAUACGCAAUAAAAAUUCCUACAUGAAACUCUGCUUACAGCGUAUCACUGAUCAAAAACAGUAGAGUCAAGGCUUGUUGUCUUGUAAGAUUUUGGUUUCAGUAGUCUAUGAUGUUUUACAGACUUGAAACAAUAGGAUAUUUAAAAUUACCAUCACUAUGGCAUACUUCACUCGCCCCACUCCAUGCACACACACCCCUCAAAGGAAUGCCUUUAAAUCUUAAUUUACUCUUGAUAGUUUUGAAAUAAAGGUUUACUUGGAUACUGCUUUAACAAUGCUUCCUUGGCUAAAGUGAUGACAUAGAAUAGAAGUAACUUGGUGAUUGU